Molecule: messenger RNA, 837 nt
Organism: Entrophospora candida
Lineage: Eukaryota; Fungi; Glomeromycota; Glomeromycetes; Entrophosporales; Entrophosporaceae
Source: the annotation of a GenBank genome assembly
AAUAGAUUGUCAGAAAUCAUUGUUAUUGUCUGGAACAGGAGCAAAGAGAUUAUAGAGUCCAAAGUUCGUUUAUCACCCAGUGAACUACUUGCUAAGAUGAAUAUUAAGACAGCAAUUGUUGAUGAAAUCAGAGGUUCAGGAAGCCAAAGAAAAAACUCAAAACUUCAGUCUCCAGCAAAAACCACCUCUGAAAAAUUCCAAAGGAUCCUGAUGGAACUUUUCGGAACUUCAUUUUCUGAAGAGCAUCAAAUUAACAGCAUACUGCAUGUUAAUACAGAUGAUAAUUUUCAAAAAGUGACAGAAUCAAUGAUUGGGAAAGUGGAAAGAACAGCACUGAUAGUAGAUGUUGUCAAUUUGGAGGAAGUUUUCAAAGACUACUUAAAGAUUGCCAAAAUAUCUUUGAGUGACAAUAUAAUGGACCUUAGACCUGCCUCAUGGUUCACAGAAAAAAUACCUGAAGUAAUCUGGGAGAAUUUCAUGUCAAAUACAUAUCCUGAAUACAAAAUACCUGAAGCAUGGGAAAAAUUAGUGCAAGAUAUCUUCACAUGGCCAAAAUACUCAUUAGCAGAAUGGAUGAAAACCUGGCACAGAAUUUAUGCGAUAUCUGAUGAAAAUGAAAGCAAUGGAGACGUGGUGAUCAAAGAUGUGAUAUAUAAUAUUCUUGACCCAUAUAUCAAAGCUUUCAAAGCACCAUACAAUAUACUAAAAUCAGGAGACCUUGGAGAAAGUCAGCACAAUGCACAAUUUGUAAGUCCAGUACUGAAUAAUGUGCUCAAGGCUGUCCUUAGUAUCAACUGGAGAAUUCUUGAAGUCCUGGUUGAAAGUAGCAAACACUGA